Molecule: messenger RNA, 1768 nt
Organism: Haliotis rufescens (red abalone)
Lineage: Eukaryota; Metazoa; Mollusca; Gastropoda; Lepetellida; Haliotidae
Exons: 12
Coding region: 116-1216 (366 amino acids)
Source: RefSeq, a predicted model, not a curated record
GUUGUGGAAACGCAUGUCAAUAUUUGUUUAUUCGAUCACACAACGUCGGGGCUUCCAGUCACAGUUUCUAAAACUCUGAAAGUUUGCUGUGAAACCAGGAGAGGAGACUGGCAAGAUGCGGCUGAACGUUGUGGUUCUCCUCCUGGUGUAUGCCACCCAUUCAACGGCGACUAGCUGCAGGGACUGCACAAGAACUUAUGAGACCGAUAAGUCAAAUUCAGGAACAGUUAAUGCAGCCAAAUGCACGGCGCUGGCGAAGUAUCUGACAUGCCUGGAGACAUCUUCUACGACGGACACAGAGUGCCCAUUGACAACAGCGCAAGCAGCUGACAUUCAGACUGUCUUUACAAGCGCGUCUUGUGGCGUCACGGGUACCUGCGCUUGUCAGCAAGGCUUCUGGAAGACCGACCCGAAUGAUAGUUCUACAUCAAUCUGCAGCGCUGCCAAGACUUACAUAUCGUGCCUCAAAGGGAAGACAACUCGGGGCUGUGAUGGGUCUUCCAGUGCAGCAUCUCUGGCAGCUGGCGUGCAGACAAGGAUGUCGACUUUGGCUAACUGCUCUGUGAAUGAUGUCUGUCAGUGUGAGAUCAACGCUGCGAAAGCUGACAUCUCCACCGAGGCCAAGAAAUGCAGUGCCGACAAGGCCCAGUAUGCUUGCCUCUAUUCACUGGAGGCGACUUCCACGUGUAAUGAUAACAACGUCACCUCUCUGACCGCUGACGCUGUGACAUCAGUCACGUCCAUCGCAUCGUGCACCUUCGACGACACGUGCCUUUGCCAGCGCGCAUUUGACAACGCCCAACAGACAGAUGAUGCAGAAAAGUGCACCGCUUACAAAAACAAACUGAGCUGCUUGGCGACUGCCAGGUCUGUUGGUUGUAACGGCACCAUCGCAAAACGAAUCAUUGGAACACUAGCUGGAUAUGAACUGGCCGCACUCAAUGUAACUCUAUGUCCAGAGUCAACUUCCACUUGCAAAUGCGAGAUCGCCGCCGCCAAGGGAGACUCUUCGAGCGGCAGUAAAUAUUGCAAUGUCCUUUCAACACUGAAGACCUGUCUGAGAAAUAUCACAGGCACCACCGGUUGUAACGACAUGACCAAGACCAGCAUCGCCACUGCCGUCGACAUGAAAAUACAGGCCAGAUGUGCCUCUUGUCAAGUGACCUUUGCCAUGACGUCACUGCUACUGUUGUUCAUGCUCACCUUGACCCUCUGAGGGACAAACGCCCCUGGAAGUCCUUCUGUUACCUGUCACCCUUCAUUAUAUGUUUAUUUCGUUAUAUGUAUCGUAUCUACCCGUAUUUAACUAUAGUCACUGGUCGUUCGUAUACAAUGUUGGUGCCAUGUGUAAGCUAAGCUGUCUUGUCCGUACCAUGCUUUUUACUAGCCUCUGUCAUCGAAGUGGUAAACGUCUUACACCAGCACCACUUCGGGCUUUCCUCCCACAUGAAGCAGACGCGUUCUGAUAUAACUGGCAUACUGUUAAAAGCCGCGUUAAACCCAACUCACUCACUCUUACCAUCAUCGAUUAUCAAGUAUUUUAUCUGUUCUAUUAUGAUAAAUACCCUGUACUUAUGUCUCAAUGAUUUUAUAGAAAAUAGUGGUAGGUUUCUUAUUGUACAUUUUUACAAUAUGGGUAGCCUUCUUAUUAUAUACGGGGGCACGGGUGGCCCAGUCGUCUAAAGCGCCGCGAUUCGCUGUGCAGAGUUGUGUCCCUUGGGCACGCCAGAAACCUAUAAUUGUGGGUCCGAAUCCCGGUUCACCCCGA